Molecule: messenger RNA, 693 nt
Organism: Lactuca virosa
Lineage: Eukaryota; Viridiplantae; Streptophyta; Magnoliopsida; Asterales; Asteraceae
Source: the annotation of a GenBank genome assembly
AUGGCGCCCACAUUUUAUGUUGGUUCGGAGGCUGGGCUCAAGAAGCUUGAUGAAUACCUAUUGUCUCGCAGUUACAUCACAGGGUAUCAAGCUUCAAAGGAUGAUCUCACUGUUCAUGCAGCUUUCACAAAACCCCCAUCACCCCAGUAUGUGAAUGUAUCUCGUUGGUUUACUCAUAUCGAUGCCCUUUUGAGGAUUUCUGGUGUGUCUGCUGAAGGCAGUGGUGUUGUUGUUGAGGGAUCCGCUUCUUUCCCAGAAGAAGCCAUUGCAACUCCUCCUAUUGCUGAUACAAAGGUUGUAGCUGAUGAAGAUGAGGAUAGUGACGUGGAUCUUUUUGGUGAGGAGACUGAGGAGGAAAAGAAGGCUGCUGAAGAACGUGCAGCUGCAGUGAAAGCAUCUGGGAAAAAGAAAGAAUAUGGGAAGUCUUCAGUGUUGUUGGAUGUGAAGCCUUGGGAUGAUGAAACUGACAUGCAAAAGCUUGAGGAAGCUGUUAGAAGUGUUCAAAUGGAGGGCUUGCUAUGGGGUGCAUCAAAGUUGGUGCCAGUUGGAUAUGGUAUUAAGAAGCUCCAGAUUAUGAUGACAAUUGUGGAUGACCUGGUGUCUGUUGAUACAAUCAUUGAAGAAAGGCUUACUGCAGAGCCAAUUAAUGAAUAUGUUCAGAGCUGUGAUAUUGUGGCCUUCAAUAAGAUCUAA